UGCGAGGUUCAAGAGAGUCUAGGUGGUAGCCGCAUCGUGUCGGCGCAAAACGACCUCUAAAGCCGUGCAGAGCUGGCCCUGCGGGAUGGCAGCCUCUGAGGAGGAGCCUGAGGCCCUGACGGAGCAGCUGGACGUCGCGCGCCGCCUGGAAAAUUUGCCUGUGAGCGCGUGGCCCCCAGGGACAGAGCCAGAGCCCUUUCAGUAUACUCUUGAUCAUGUAGCCGGGCCUGGAGGAGACACUGAUCCCACUCUAAUAACCUUUCCUGGAUGCGUUUGUCUCAAAACUCCCUGCCUCCCUGGAACUUGCUCCUGUCUCCGUCGUGAGAAGAACUAUGAUGAUAAUUUAUGCCUGAGACACAUAGGAUCAGAAGCAAAGUGCGCUGAGCCAGUUUUCGAAUGCAAUGUCCUGUGUCAGUGCAGCGACCACUGCAGGAACAGAGUGGUCCAGCGGGGUCUGCAGUUCCAUCUCCAGGUGUUCAAGACAGAUCGCAAAGGCUGGGGACUUCGUACCCUGGACUUUAUACCAAAAGGACGGUUUGUCUGUGAAUAUGCUGGCGAGGUUUUAGGAUUCCCGGAAGUACAGAGAAGAAUUCAGUUACAAACAAUACACGAUUCGAAUUACAUUAUAGCCGUCAGGGAGCAUGUUUAUAAUGGGCAGGUAAUGGAAACGUUUGUUGAUCCUACCUCUAUAGGAAAUAUUGGAAGAUUCCUUAACCAUUCUUGUGAGCCAAACCUAUUGAUGAUUCCUGUCCGAAUCAACUCGAUGGUACCAAAGUUGGCACUUUUUGCAGCCAAAGACAUUGUGCCAGAAGAAGAACUCUCUUAUGACUAUUCAGGAAGAUUUCUUAAUCCACUGGAUAGUGAAGACAAAGAAAGGUUAGAUAAUGGGAAAUUAAGGAAACCUUGUUACUGUGGUGCUAAAUCAUGUGCUGCGUUCCUGCCUUAUGACAGCUCACUGUACUGCCCCUUAGAAAAGCCAAACACGAGUGAGGAGGGAAGAGUAUAGCAGAAGCGUGUCUGGCCUCGCAGUGGAGGAGAAUGAGGAGGAAUCGAGUGAGUUUGGCUCAGUCCUUCCUGGGUUCCCCUCUUACAAGCAGCUUACCCUCAGGGUGAGUCUCUGCUCUGUGGUAAGGAUCUUGCCCCUCACUGUAGGGGAGCCCAGUGGUUGUAACUGAGGAACGUGGCAGAGGCUACAGAUUGUCCAGCAACACUCUCUCUCCCCUUCUAUCCUAGAAUUCUCAGUUUUUAGCUGGGUACGUGACUGCUGAGAAUACUCACUUUUCCUAGUGAGAUGUGGCUAAGGGACUAUGUCAUAGCUAGUAGGAUAUGAGGGAAAACGUUGUGCCCUUAAGUGGAGAUAUCCUUCCCUUAUCCCACUCUUUUUUCUUCUUGGCUGGAAUGUAUACAUGAUAACUGGAGCUGGAGCAUCCAUGCCAUACCCCAAAAUAACCUUGGAAAAGAAAGCCACACAUAGCAGAUCAGCGAAAUUGAAAGGAGUCUGGAGGCUGUAUACUGUCCAACACUCUAUCAGUCCUGAUCUGACACCUCUGGACUAUUCGGUGAGAAACUGUGUCUUCGUCAUUUAUGCCGCUGUUAUUUUGAACUUUCUAGUACUAGCACCAAACCUAAUCGGUGAUCCAAGGAAACCCUGAUGGCUGAAUACCUAACCUCCAAACAAAUCUAAGACACAGUUCUCCUAGCCUGUAUUUAAAUAUAAUUGAAUUCCCUCAAUUAGAGCUUCCAUUUACCCUCAAGGCAAAGUGGGUUUGUUUUUGUUGUUUAUUUUGGAAGUGUCUGCUUGCUUGCCAGUCUGUUUCUCCUGCCUUCCCCAACUCUUAAAAAUAAACUCUUUCCCCUUUCCUCUGCAGUAACCAACCUACCUCUUCCCCACACCUCCUCCCCCAAUUGUACACUCAUUGGAAUGCAUUCUCAGCUCUUUGGAGGGUGGAAACAAGGACGGUUCAAAGACUAAUCCUAGACCUUCAACGGACACCAGACCUGCCACUAGCCUAACUUGCCUUGCAGAAAUUGCUCCCAAAUUUUUGACUAGUUUAAAACCAUUUUAGCUUCUAAAUUGCUGAUUUUUUUUGUCUAGUGAGAGGACUUACAAUAACCUAAUAUUUACUAUCACUACCCUUUCAGAAAGAGAAGGCACAGGGAAGGGGGGCACAUAACCCCUUAAAAUCUGUCAGCAGUUCUUAAAAUGAAAUCAGUGUAGCUUUAUAAACAACAUGACACCUGGCCCUUAUUUUUCUUCGCCAAGACCAGUACUUGGGAAGUGGUUCUGGUUGAUCCACCCAGUCAUCUAAACAACUGUUAUUUGUUCAUUAAUUCAAUUCAUGCAUUCAUUCACAAACAUUUAUCAAGUAUCUAGUAUGUGCUGGGUGGUGUGAAGUCAAGUCCCUGAAUUCAUAUUUAAUUCAGCAAAUGUUUCUAAGCACCUACUAGGCUACAUUCUGGAGAAAUAGAGACCAAAAGCCAUCUUCAUUCCCAAAGUGUUUAGAGUCCAAUAAGGGAAAAAAAAAUAGAGUGAGGGGGUCUCAAGGGUCUACACAUUAUGUCCAUACUUCUUAAGUCUUCGAAACACUUUAAUUUGGUAUGUGUGUACAAAUUUGGCAUUUGUGUGAUUGAUUUAUGCCUAGCUCCUCUGUUGGACUAUAAGCUCCUUGAGGACUGGGACCAGAUCUAAUAGUGCUCGCCAGUUUCUGUCUAGCACUUAAUGGGUAUCACUGAGUGAAUGAACUAUAUAGUGUGAUGAAUGUGACAUCUUUAGGAUGAAGUCCAAAUUCUUUAUGCGAGCACCUUAAUGCCUUCCACAGUCUAGCUUUUCAGCAAAACCGCACUGCUCACUUCCCAUUCUAUGACCUAUAGCCCCUCUGGGUAGCUCUCCGUUUCCUCAUCAGGUCCUGGGGGAAGUUCUGCUCAUGCUGCUUUCCUCCUCCAGGACAGCUCCCUUCUGCCACCCUUCCGCCCCUCCCCUCAUUGCUUAGUGACUUCUUUCCCAACCUUCUUGAAAGUCUCAACUCAAAUCCCAUUUCCUCUGUGAGGCAGGAGUUGGGGUUCCCUGGAGAGCACACUCUGAGAGGAAGGUUGGAGUGCAGGAAGAUUAGCAGGGGAUGCCAUUGGGAUUAGCACCUGUGAUCCAAUGGAAGGGAAGGAGGCGGGAUGGGCAAAGGAGAACUUGGGCUGCAAUGAAAUCUCAACAAAGACCACAGCCAACCCACAAGGGGCCUUGAAGCUGGGGCGGCCUUUCAGGGUUGCCUGUACUAUAGCUGUAGUGAGAGGUAGAGCCUUUACAGUCCUGCAUCAGCCAGUCACUGGAUGCAGGCCGCCUGUGGAAAGGGAGCUGAUAGCACUCUCAGCGGCCAAGGAAUAAAUCCUUCGGGCCUUCGGAGGGAUGUGCGCAGAGCACACAGCAUUCACUACACCAAUAUUUUCAAAUUUCAGCACCCAUCGAAACCACCCAGAGGGCUUGUUAAAACACAUAUUGCUUAGCCCUAAUCUCAGAGUUUUUUGAGUUAGUAGAUCUGGGGUGGGGCCUGAGAACCUGCAUUUCUAAUAAGUGGCCCGGUGAUGCUGAUGAUACUUUGAGGGAUCACAGUGAUUACAUUGUAACCUUGACACGCUGUAACCACAUAAAGCCUUAACCCACGUAAUUUCUGACCAUUCACAUUGCUCUCACCAUGUGCUGCCUUGUGCUGUGUUAUUUCUGUGUCAUCUUUUUGAGCCUCAUCCUUUUAAGAACACCAAGCUCUACAGACCAUGUUAUGGUUUAUGUUUGUUAUGGACUGAAUGCAUCCCUCCCCCACCUCCCAAAUUCAUACAUCAAAGCCUUAGGUCCUAAUGUGAUGUUAUCUGGAAGUAGAACUCUUGGGGAGGUAAUUAAGUUUAGAUGAGCUCAGAGGAGUCAGACCCUCAAGAUGGGAUUAGUGCCCUUAUAAGAAGAGGAGUCUCUCUCUCUCUCUCUCUCUCUCUCUCUCUCUCUCUCUCUCUCUCUCUCUCUCUCUCUCUAUCUCUCUCUCUCUCCCUCCACCCCCCUCCACGCCCUCCCCCUCCCUCGCCCUCUCUCCA
Physeter macrocephalus (sperm whale) is the source of this 4071-nucleotide messenger RNA. RefSeq names its product histone-lysine N-methyltransferase SETMAR. Bases 86 to 1006 code for a protein of 306 amino acids. Lineage: Eukaryota; Metazoa; Chordata; Mammalia; Artiodactyla; Physeteridae. The record is from RefSeq and is a predicted model, not a curated record. Gene Ontology annotation, cellular component: nucleus. The transcript has 2 exons. Gene Ontology annotation, molecular function: zinc ion binding; histone methyltransferase activity; protein binding.